Messenger RNA from Cylicostephanus goldi, 674 nucleotides. The record is from the annotation of a GenBank genome assembly. NCBI's taxonomy places the organism in Eukaryota, Metazoa, Nematoda, Chromadorea, Rhabditida, Strongylidae.
AAGAUACAAACUGUCGAUUGCUUUCAAUAUGAACUCCUAACUUAUUUCAAGGAAUGGGCGCUAGACGAUGUCCUAUUAUGGCUUCAAGCUUGCAGUUUGGAUGAUGUGGCAUCUCUUCUCAUCGGUUAUGACAUUCGUGGGACGGACUUACUUACAUGGGACGACAACUGUUUAUGUACGUGCACAAUCAACCAGCCUCUUCCAAAUAUGUCAAUUGCAGCACAACUUGGAGUGACGAGCGCAUCUGUCCGAGAAAAGAUUUUGGGAGAAUUGGCAGCCAUACGACGGAAGGGUCCGGAGGAUUCGAAAGAGUCGGAGAAGAAAAACGGUCAUCGAGCCCUGUUCGAUAUUGUAAAGCAAAGCAUGGAAAGUUUACAAUCCAAAGUGCCACUUCCGAAAACUCUAGUUUAUGAAAUGGAAGAACGGCAUAAGUUCAAAAGUGUUCAUGCAACAGGUGCUUGCUGUGGAAACUCCGCUGACUACACGAGACAUCAUCGUCACCCAUGGGCGUCUUGGAUUCUUUUGGAAAUCAACGACACUCCUGGAGAGCAGUUCAAGUCGGCACUGAUGUUGACGAAAUUGAUUAGCGACUCAUAUGGGGCGCCGAUUCGUUUUGUUGUGCUUCGUAUGAAAACGCAAGACAGAAACGACGACAGUUCUGUAAGUUACUAAUU